Molecule: messenger RNA, 339 nt
Organism: Paraglomus occultum
Lineage: Eukaryota; Fungi; Glomeromycota; Glomeromycetes; Paraglomerales; Paraglomeraceae
Source: the annotation of a GenBank genome assembly
CACUGCGGAAAGAGGGCAAGGACAGGAGUCCAAAGACAAGAGUCCAAUGCACGCUCUGAUGCACUCCCGAUAUCUGGUAGUGACCAGCAGGGGAUGUCUACAGCCGUUAAUGGUGCAGAUAAGGAGAGUGCAAGCACGCGCACCAUACAUCGUCCUUAUGGUAGGGACCAAGAGGGAGCAACUACAGCCAUUAAUGCUGCAAAUAAGGAGGGUGACAUGCCCACACGCACCGAUAACCUCUUACUUAUGGUAGUGACUAUUCUAAGAGGAUCCACACCAUUCGCCAAUGGAUUACCUUUGCUUUCCAUUCCAGCAUGGCUUUCGCCGCUUCAAUUAUAA